Triplophysa rosa is the source of this 1769-nucleotide messenger RNA. It is a transcript of the gene grwd1, whose product is annotated as glutamate-rich WD repeat containing 1. The transcript has 7 exons. Gene Ontology annotation, molecular function: protein binding. The record is from RefSeq and is a predicted model, not a curated record. NCBI's taxonomy places the organism in Eukaryota, Metazoa, Chordata, Actinopteri, Cypriniformes, Nemacheilidae. The coding region runs from base 167 to 1513 and encodes 448 amino acids.
AUUAUCCCAUUCAAGUAUUUCAGCCUGACUGAGUGUGAGUUUGCUGCCCGGUGGCGAUGCAAAAAUGACAGCCGAGUGCAGACUCAGAGACUUUUGUAAAGGAACUUCGUUGAAGCGUGCUCUUUAAACCACGUGACGCAGAGCGGAAACUCUUUGCUCUCUCAAAAUGUCCGCUGCCGAUGAAAACACGUUGCCCCAAGAGGACGAUGAGUUUGAGGAGAUGGAGGCGAGUGGAAGCGAUGAGGAUGAUAUGGAGGCAAAGGGGCCGAACGAGGGGUCUGAGAGUAAGAUUUAUAUUCCCGGUCUGCAGCCGCUUCAGCCGGGAGAAGAGCUCGAGAUGGACCACUCCGCUUACCGCAUGUACCACGAGUGCCAGACGGGUUCCCCAUGUCUGAGUUUUGAUGUGGUGCGUGAUGGUGAAGGAGAUGGCUGGGAGCAGUAUCCUCUCUCUCUGGUGCUGUGUGCUGGUACUCAAGCAGAUACUGCAUUAAGUAACAGACUUAUUGUUAUGCGGAUGCACAAUCUUUAUGGAACUGGCAAAGAAAAAGAAGAGAAUGAAAGCAGUGAUGAAGAAAGUGAUGAAGAGGAUGAGGACCGGAAACCACAGUUAGAGCUGGCCAUGAUGCCACAUUAUGGUGGGAUAAACAGAAUCAGAGUCACCCAGCGAGGAGAACAGACAUUGGCCGCUGUGUGGUCAGAAAAAGGGCAGGUAGAGAUUUUUGACCUUCAAUCUCAGUUGGAAGCAGUGCACAGCUCCUCAGCGAUGUCUGCCUUCAUCAAGCAGCAAAAAGAAGCCAAACCUCUUUUCAGUUUUUCUGGUCACAUGACAGAAGGAUUUGCUGUUGAUUGGUCACCGAAGGUUCCAGGGCGGCUGGUGAGCGGCGAUUGCAAGAAGAACAUUCACGUCUGGGAGCCGCAGGAGGGUGGGGCUAGCUGGAAGAUUGACCAAAGACCCUUCAGCUCACACAGCAAGUCUGUUGAAGACCUACAGUGGUCACCUACUGAAGCUACAGUUUUUGCAUCCUGCUCAGUGGAUCAGUCCAUUCGCAUUUGGGACAUAAGGGCACCACCUAAUUCAAGGCUUUCAGCCAAUGAGGCUCAUUCUUCAGACAUCAAUGUUAUCAGUUGGAAUCGAACCGAACCUUUCCUUUUGUCUGGUGGGGAUGAUGGCCUCCUGAAAGUUUGGGAUUUAAGGCAAUUCCAGUCCGGACGUCCAGUGGCCAGUUUCAAGCAGCACAGUGGACCUGUGACCUCAGUGGAGUGGAGCCCUAUUGACUCCAGUGUGUUUGCUGCCUCUGGAGCUGAUGAUGUCAUUAGCCAAUGGGACCUGUCAGUGGAGUCAUGUGACGUGGGAGAACAGGCUGAGGACUUGAAACAACUUCCACCACAGCUGCUGUUCCUCCACCAGGGUCAGAAAGAAGUGAAGGAACUCCACUGGCACCCACAGAUUCCUGGAGUUCUCAUUUCCACAGCAUUAUCAGGAUUCAACGUCUUCCGAACUAUCUCUGUAUAAUGUUUAUGUAAGUGACAGGGUAAGAGAGAGAUUGGACAAUUGUUCGUUUCAAACAAAUUUAAAAUAUGUGCAUGCAUGUGAUUUUAAAUGUACAUAGGUGGAUGAAUGGAAUGUAUGCGUGACUCGUGUAUAUAUUUUUUGCCUCCCCUUUCUAGACCAUCUGCAAGUUAUUUCUUGAGAAAUAAUGUAUGUAAUAAAUUCUAAAUGUGUGCCCAUUACAGCUCCAUAAAACUCCUGUAUCAUUGUCUGUUGUUUG